CCUGGCCAGCGACCUCUGCCACCACCACCACCCCACCUGAUCAUAUCGAUCAUCGCCACAUCACGAUCGUCCUCUCACCCCCGCCCUCUGCUUGCUUUUCUCUCUCAAGGUCUCCUUCAUUCAAAAGACCCUACUCUCUUUAAACUCCCUCCCUUUUACUCCCCCCCAAAAAUCUCUUAUCGGUAAUUCCGACCCCCUACCAACCCUACCUACUACUCUAUAUCCGAAUAAAAAAAGACUUUCAAGAUGGUUAACUUCACCGUCGAUGAGAUGCACUCGCUCAUGAGCAAGCCGACUAACAUCCGAAACAUGUCGGUCAUCGCCCACGUCGACCACGGGAAAUCCACCUUGACCGACUCGUUGGUCUCCAAGGCUGGGAUUAUCGCCGGUGCGAAGGCGGGUGAUAUGAGGUUUACUGAUACUCGUCAGGACGAGAUCGACCGAGGUAUCACCAUCAAGUCCACCGCCAUCUCGAUGUACUUUGAGCUGGAAAAGGACGACGUCGCCGAUAUCGCCCAGAAGACCGAGGGUAAUGAGUUCUUGAUCAACUUGAUCGACUCGCCCGGUCACGUCGAUUUCUCGAGUGAGGUUACCGCUGCUUUGCGUGUUACCGAUGGUGCCUUGGUCGUCGUCGACACCAUCGAGGGAGUCUGUGUCCAGACCGAGACUGUGCUCCGACAGUCGUUGACCGAGCGAGUCAAGCCCGUCUUGGUCGUCAACAAGGUCGACCGAGCCUUGCUCGAGUUGCAGAUCUCCAAGGAGGACUUGUACCAGACCUUCUGCCGAACCAUCGAGUCGGUCAACGUCGUCAUCUCGACCUACGCCGACGAGACCCUCGGUGACGUCCAGGUCUUCCCCGAGAAGGGUACCGUCGCUUUCGGUUCCGGUCUCCACGGAUGGGCCUUCACCUUGAGGCAGUUUGCCACCCGAUACGCCAAGAAGUUUGGUGUCGACAAGAACAAGUUGAUGCCCAAGCUCUGGGGAGACAACUACUUUAACCCCAAGACCAAGAAGUGGUCGACCAAGCCCACCGACGCUGAUGGCAAGCCCCUCGAGCGAGCCUUCAACUCGUUCGUCUUGGACCCCAUCUACCGAAUCUUCUCGGCCGUCAUGGACUUCAAGAAGGAGGAGAUCACCACCUUGCUCGAGAAGCUCGAGGUCAAGCUCUUGCCCGAGGAGAAGGACCUCGAGGGCAAGCCCCUGUUGAAGACGAUCAUGCGAAAGUUCUUGCCCGCCGGUGACUCGUUGCUGGAGAUGAUUGUCAUCAACUUGCCCUCGCCCGCCACCGCUCAGCGAUACCGAGUCGAGACCCUGUACGAGGGUCCCAUGGACGACGAGUCGGCCAUCGCCAUCCGAGACUGUGACCCCAACGGUCCCUUGAUGUGCUACGUCUCCAAGAUGGUGCCCACCUCGGACAAGGGUCGAUUCUACGCUUUCGGUCGAGUCUUUUCCGGUACCGCCAAGGCCGGUCCCAAGGUCCGAAUCCAGGGACCCAACUUUGUCCCCGGAAAGAAGGACGACUCGUUCAUCAAGCCCAUCCAGAGGACCGUCUUGAUGAUGGGUCGAUACGUCGAGGCCAUCGAGGACGUUCCCGCCGGUAACAUUGUCGGUCUCGUCGGUGUCGACCAGUUCUUGCUCAAGAGCGGUACCUUGACCACCUCGGAGACCGCCCACAACAUGAAGGUCAUGAAGUUUUCGGUCUCGCCCGUCGUCCAGGUCGCCGUCGAGUGCAAGAACCCGGCCGAUCUGCCCAAGUUGGUCGAGGGUCUCAAGCGAUUGUCCAAGUCGGACCCUUGUGUCAAGUCGUACAUGGCCGAGACUGGUGAGAUGAUCGUCGCCGGUGCCGGUGAGCUCCACUUGGAGAUUUGUCUCAACGACUUGGAGAAUGACCACGCUGGUAUCCCCUUGAAAAAGUCCGACCCCGUCGUCGGAUACAAGGAGACCGUCCAGGCCGAGUCCUCCAUGGUCGCCCUUUCCAAGUCGCAGAACAAGCACAACCGAAUCUACAUGACCGCCGCCCCUCUCGACGAGGAGCUCUCCAAGGCCAUCGAGACCGGCAAGGUCGCUCCCCGUGACGACUUCAAGAUCCGAGCUCGUCUCAUGGCCGACGAGUUCGGUUGGGACGUUACCGAGGCCAGGAAGAUUUGGUGUUUCGGUCCCGAGGGUACCGGUCCCAACUUGUUGGUCGACACCACCAAGGCCGUCCAGUACUUGAACGAGAUCAAGGACUCGUGUGUCGCCGGUUUCCAGUGGGCCUCCAAGGAGGGUGCCUGUGCCGAGGAGAACUUGCGAGGUGUCCGAUUCAACAUUAUGGACGUCACCUUGCACUCGGACUCUAUCCACCGAGGUACCGGUCAGAUCAUGCCCACCACCCGACGAGUCAUGCUCGCCUCGCAGCUCUUGUCGACCCCCGGUCUCCAGGAGCCCAUGUUCUUGGUCGAGAUUCAGGUUCCCGAGUCGGCUCAGGGAGGUGUCUACUCGUGUUUGAACGUCCGACGAGGACACGUCUUCCACUCGGAGCAGCGAGUAGGAACCCCCAUGUACACCAUGAGGGCUUACCUCCCCGUCUCCGAGUCGUUCGGAUUCAACGCCGACCUUCGUCAGGCCACCGGUGGACAGGCCUUCCCCCAGUCCGUGUUCGACCACUGGUCGCUCAUGAACGGAACCCCGAUCGAGAAGGACUCGAAGCUGCAGGCUUUGACGGUUUCGAUUCGAACGAGGAAGGGUCUCAAGCCCGAGGUUCCCACCUACGACCAGUACUACGACAAGCUUUAAGCCGGCGAGCAUGCGAGAAUUCUUUGUACUGUCCCCUGCUUAUAUCUCAUAUAACAUGGCUAUGACGCUUUUUGGCAUCUUUGAUGACGUUGAGUCUAGAUCUUUGGACGA
Molecule: messenger RNA, 2886 nt
Organism: Filobasidium floriforme
Lineage: Eukaryota; Fungi; Basidiomycota; Tremellomycetes; Filobasidiales; Filobasidiaceae
Product: P-loop containing nucleoside triphosphate hydrolase protein
Exons: 9
Coding region: 247-2775 (842 amino acids)
Biological process (GO): translational elongation
Cellular component (GO): ribonucleoprotein complex; cytosol
Molecular function (GO): GTP binding; GTPase activity; translation elongation factor activity
Source: RefSeq, a predicted model, not a curated record